Molecule: messenger RNA, 1918 nt
Organism: Rhinichthys klamathensis goyatoka
Lineage: Eukaryota; Metazoa; Chordata; Actinopteri; Cypriniformes; Leuciscidae
Gene: aldh3a2a
Product: aldehyde dehydrogenase 3 family, member A2a
Exons: 11
Coding region: 337-1803 (488 amino acids)
Biological process (GO): aldehyde metabolic process
Cellular component (GO): cytoplasm
Molecular function (GO): aldehyde dehydrogenase (NAD+) activity
Source: RefSeq, a predicted model, not a curated record
UACAGGAAUUACUUAAGAUCCGGCUUUCUUGCCUGUGCAUGGCUUCUGUUGUCAGUGUAUUACCCUAAAUGCAUUUGGCAGACAAAGGCUAUAUUCUGUUCUCUGGUAAUUACCUCAGAGUCAGCCCAAUGUGCUAUGUAUGUUUAAUUUGUUAAGUAUUUUUAAAAUAAUGAUAACCUACAAAGUGAACUAUAGUACUUGAGUAAAGUAAAACGUUCCCAAACGUAUAAACUAUAGCUACAAAUCUAUACAACCCUUGGCAUCAGCUAUCAAAAGUAACUGGCGUGACAUUGAAAUCUUUCAGACUCACAAUCUAGACUGCACUGACUUUCUAGAAUGUCUCGAGAACAGCUGGCCGUUCAGCAGGCCAGGAAGGCUUUCUUGACUGGAGGAUCUAAACCCCUGGAGUACAGAAUUAAGCAACUUAAAAACCUAAAUCGAUUCAUUACAGAAAGAGCAACGGACAUUACUAAUGCCCUGAGAAAAGACCUCUAUAAGAGUGAAAAUGCAACACAGAUGUUUGAGAUCCUUGGCUUGGAGGGAGAAAUCAAUCUGGCUGUCAGCAAUCUGGCUGAGUGGGCAGCUCCUCGUCCUGUGGAUAAAAACCUUCUCACCAUCUCAGAUGAUGUGUACAUACAGCCAGAACCUCUUGGUGUCGUGCUCAUCAUUGGGGCAUGGAACUAUCCAAUAGCAGUCACCCUGCAACCUCUUGUGGGUGCCAUUGCUGCAGGUAAUGCUGCAGUGGUGAAACCAUCAGAAGUGAGCUCUCACACAGCCAAAGUUAUGGAGCUCUUGCCUCUCUAUCUGGACCCUGAGAUGUAUCAGGUGGUGACAGGAGGGGUUUCAGAGACCCAGGAGCUGCUGAAGCAGCGUUUCGACCACAUCUUCUACACUGGGAACAGCACUGUGGGGAAACUGGUUAUGGAAGCAGCAGCUCAUCAUCUCACACCAGUGACUCUAGAACUGGGUGGGAAAAGCCCUUGUUAUAUUGACAAGAACUGUGACAUCAGAAUUGCCUGCCGUCGCAUUACUUGGGGAAAGUAUAUGAACUGUGGUCAGACCUGCAUUGCACCGGAUUACAUCCUCUGUGAACCCACUAUCCAAGACAAAGUGAUUAAUGAGAUCCAAAAAUGCAUCCAGGAGUUUUAUACGAAAGACCCCAAGAGCUUUGCAGACUAUGGACGGAUUAUUAAUCAACGGCAUUUUAAGAGGAUAAUGGCACUUCUUGAGGGUAGCACAAUGGCAAUUGGAGGAGACAGUGAUGAAUCGGAAUGUUAUAUCGCUCCUACUGUUUUGAGGGAUGUGGCAUCAGGAUCCAAAGUGAUGCAGGAAGAGAUCUUUGGGCCAAUUCUGCCCGUCAUCACUGUCCAUGGCUUAAAUGAAGCCAUUCAGUUCAUCAACGAACGAGAAAAGCCACUAGCACUCUACGUUUUCUCCUCCAGUAGUAAGGUCAUCAAACAGAUGAUAUCAGAGACGUCUAGUGGAGCGCUCUUAGCCAAUGACUGUCUGGUGCAUUUUACCAUAAGUGAUUUGCCUUUUGGUGGGGUUGGGAAUAGUGGAACUGGUCGUUACCAUGGCAAAUAUGGUUUUGAUCAGCUGAGUCACCUUCGUAGCUGUCUUAUUAAGAAGCUGAACAUGGAGGGAGUGAAUCAGAUGCGCUACCCACCCCAUACAACGGAGAAGUUACGCUGGGCCCGUGUUUUUCUCUUAAAGCAAGUAAAUCUGGCUCGGUGGCGUCAGAUGGCGCAGGUUGCUAUGCUUGCUGUGCUGGCGGCCUUUGUGGUGAAGAGGUUCUUGAGAUGACCAACGAAGGACAACCUAAAGAUUGUCUUUUUGACCCAGGGCUGUUGAUAAUUACAUUUUUCCAUGCAUAUUAAAGAUGUUAAUAUGUCCAUCAUUCACAAUUAAGACAGAAGAG